AAAUUUGAAAAUUGGACAACGAAGUAGAAUUUCUACCCAGAAGAAAUUUUCAAUUUUCGUUGUAAAGAGAGCGAUUGAGCAUUGGGAAAAGCGGCUUCUCUCAAUUUCCAGACGCAGCUCCAUCUCUAUUAGGGUUUUGGACGUUUCUGUGCGGUGUUAGGGCUUGCACAACGCUCGCUGAUUCGCGUUGGGAAUUUUGAGAUUCGGUUCCUUCUGCUGCUGACAGAUUUAGGGCAUUUUUUUCCUCGAAGGUCGCAGUUGGUCAUCUUCUUCUUUUGAGUAGCGUUGCAAAUAUUGGCAAAUUAAAGCCCUAACUUGUCGAGGAAUUUUCGAUGGGGAAGAACGAAUUCUUAACCCCUAAAGCAAUUGCAAACAGAAUCAAGGCGAAGGGGCUCCAGAAACUCAGGUGGUAUUGCCAGAUGUGCCAGAAGCAGUGCCGGGAUGAGAAUGGCUUCAAGUGUCACUGUAUGAGUGAGAGCCACCAGCGCCAAAUGCAGAUUUUUGGCCAGAAUCCGCAUCGCAUUGUUGAAGGUUACUCCGAAGAGUUUGAGAGUUCUUUCAUGGAACACAUCAAGCGCAGCCAUCGGUUCAGUCGUGUGGCAGCCACUGUUGUCUACAACGAAUACAUUAACGACCGRCAUCAUAUUCAUAUGAACUCUACGCAGUGGGCUACUCUCACUGAGUUUGUAAAACAUUUGGGUMGAACUGGUCAGUGUAAGGUGGAGGAGACUCCCAAGGGUUGGUUCAUUACUUACAUAGAUAGAGAUUCAGAAACACUUUUCAAAGAAAGAAUGAAGAAUAAGAGGAUGCGGGCAGAUCUAGCUGAAGAAGAGAAGCAAGAGAGAGAGAUAAAGAGGCAAAUCGAGAGGGCCGAGCAAUUAGCGCCUUUGGCUUCUGUAUCUGCUGAGCCUUCAGAGGCUGAACAAACGAGAGAGUUGAGAUUAGAGACUGGAGUUAAGCUAGGCUUUGCUUUGGGAACAUCAUCAAAGUUGAAAGAGAAAGCAGAGAGUACCCGGGUGGUUUUCGAUGAGGACGAGACAGAUGAGACUGACAAAGGGAAACAGGGAGAGAAUUCCAGAAGCAAGACGGGUAACGGUGGUCGGUCAGCUCUGGAGGCAUUGAUGAGAGAAGAAGAGAYGAAGAAGGAGAAGCUUAACAGGAAGGACUACUGGCUAUGCGAGGGAAUAAUUGUGAAGGUCAUGAGCAAGGCUUUGGCUGACAAGGGAUACUAUAAACAAAAGGGAGUUGUGCGAAAAGUGAUUGAUAAAUAUGUCGGAGAGAUCGAAAUGCUCGAUGGUAAGCACGUGUUGAGGGUCGAUCAAGAAGAGUUAGAAACCGUGAUACCACAAAUUGGCGGCUUAGUAAGGAUAGUGAACGGGGCAUAUCGUGGAUCGAAUGCUCGGUUGUUGGGCGUCGACACUGAUAAAUUUUGUGCUAAAGUGCWGAUAGAAAAGGGCGUGUACGAUGGUAGGGUGCUUAAGGCUGUUGAAUAUGAAGAUAUCUGUAAACUUGCAUCAGAACUUUGAUUGAGAUAAAACAGAAAAUUCACUUUUUGUAGUUUUGUUCUUGAAAUUUUCUUCAGGCAUGCUCACAUCUAUUAUGUAUGAUGUAUCCAUGAAUGURSUUUUUCAAAUUUCUUGGUUUUAGACACUUUUUAAGAUAUUGAGUUUGAACAUCUGUGUGGACACCAUGUUAAUGAACAGGAUUUGUUUUA
This is a messenger RNA of Momordica charantia (bitter melon), 1714 nucleotides long. Its product is annotated as DNA/RNA-binding protein Kin17, conserved region. Gene Ontology annotation, cellular component: nucleus. NCBI's taxonomy places the organism in Eukaryota, Viridiplantae, Streptophyta, Magnoliopsida, Cucurbitales, Cucurbitaceae. The record is from RefSeq and is a predicted model, not a curated record. Gene Ontology annotation, biological process: DNA damage response; DNA replication. Gene Ontology annotation, molecular function: double-stranded DNA binding.